Molecule: messenger RNA, 1230 nt
Organism: Penicillium canariense
Lineage: Eukaryota; Fungi; Ascomycota; Eurotiomycetes; Eurotiales; Aspergillaceae
Product: 3' exoribonuclease family protein
Exons: 1
Coding region: 1-1230 (409 amino acids)
Biological process (GO): exonucleolytic trimming to generate mature 3'-end of 5.8S rRNA from tricistronic rRNA transcript (SSU-rRNA, 5.8S rRNA, LSU-rRNA); nuclear mRNA surveillance; nuclear polyadenylation-dependent mRNA catabolic process
Cellular component (GO): cytoplasmic exosome (RNase complex); nuclear exosome (RNase complex)
Source: RefSeq, a predicted model, not a curated record
AUGGCUGCUCCAGAAGCAAAAGUUGCUCCUUCAAUUCCGCCAUCUCUCUCUCUCCCGCCAUCGCAAUUUGCCCGCCUGCAACCGCACGCCUACCUCCUUGCCCACCUCUCUCCUCCGCCGGCGAGCAACCAGCCCUCCAUUCGCGCCAAUGGCCGCGCUCCAUCACAAUUUCGAGUCACUUCCGCCAAUGCGGGCUCUCUAACCCAUACUAAUGGCAGUGCUGUGGUGCGCAUCGGCGACACGGCUGCUGUAUGUGGCGUUCGUGCUGAGCUCUUACACACUGAAGAUAUCGCCUCAUGGAGCGUAUCACAGGCUUCAGGUUCUCAUAAGCGCCGGCGUCUAGCAGACUUAGGCAAGAAGUCAGCUGAGGAAGAUGAAGAGGAUGAAGAGGAUGAUGAAGAGGACCGCGCCCACAUCGAAGACCUCAAUCUGCUCGUCCCAAAUCUCUCUUUGAGCACUGGUUGUGCCCCGGGCUUCAUUCCGGGUGCGCCACCGUCUGCGCUCGCCCAGUCACUUUCCCACCAAAUCCUCUCCCUUCUACACAGCACACGCCUCGUUCGGGCAGAUGACCUCCGCAUCUGGUACCAACCGCCAAAUCUUGGUCCAGAGGAACCAGAGCGGCACAACGAGGAUGAACAGAUGGACAUGGAUGCCGAGCACAGCCCGACUAGCGAAAGCAAGCCCCGGGAAAUCAAGGCUUUCUGGGUCCUCUACAUUGAUGUCAUGAUCAUCUCCCUCGCGGGAAAUCCCUUUGACGCCGCCUGGGCUGCGGUUUUGGCCGCUCUCCGUGAUACAAAGCUUCCCAAAGCUUGGUGGGAUGUUGACAAUGAGACCAUUCUUUGCUCAGACAAUAUCUCAGAUGCCCGUAAGCUAUGUCUGCGCGGUUUGCCCGUGGCAAGCUCGUUCGGUGUCUUUGAGGCGGACGCUGCGGCGGGAUGGCGUCCCAAUGUCAUUCCUGAUGCCGAGGAGCAAAAGGCGCAAGAUCAGAAGCGCAAGAAGGGCUCCCAACAAAGCUGGAUUCUCGCGGACCCGGAUGGCUACGAAGAGGGGCUGAGCCAGGAACGAGCUUGCAUUGUUGUUGAUAAGGAGCAAGGUGGAAAGGGGAAGACGGUCAUCAUGAAGAUGGAGAAGCACGGAGGCUGGACUGUCGAUACCGAAGAGCUUCGACAACUAGUGGAUAUCUCAGCUCGGAGAUGGGAUGAGAUGAAACGCAUGUUAGACCAAUGCUAA